AUUCAUACAGAUACGUUGAGCAAUCCCUAGCAUAGUCCUUGUCCAGAGGAAAUCCUGCAACCCAAGACCAUGGUCAAAGCGGAGCAACGUGCCACUCGCAAUGGGGCAGCGGUGCAUGGCAGCAAACGCAUGCACGCUAGAGAUAGCACACAAAGUCGCCGAGCAAGGGAUGCUGGGUCAGGUCAGCGGCUGUCACGCAUGUGUGGACCCAGCAUGCCAUCCAUGCCUGCGAACUUGCGGACAGGCCCACCGUAAAGUUUGGCUUGUCGGUUCAGCGACUUAUAUCACAUGGUAGUAAUGAUUUGGACUGUGGGAAAUGCGUCAAACCGCUGUUUGGGCAAGGUGGGCGCUACUUGCUUGCUUUCCCAAACUUACUCCAGUCUUUACAUGGCAUUGAUCAGUAGAUAGAAUGCGUGCAGAGGAACAAGACCAUAAUAAAUUCUGCGAAAGCAGCUACUUCUCAACAUCGCGAUUUGGUGCACACAGCAACAAUUCUUUAGGAGGCCUAUUUGACGCAGUGAGCAUACAGUAGUAGACCUUCAGCAUAUACUAUAUAGAUAGAAAUACCUGUAGGACCAAACGAGGCUGCGGAGACAGAACAGUCCCACACAGUCCCGAAAUUGCAGCUACAGGCAAACGCACAGACGAGGUCCCAGCCCCACAAGCUGGCUUCAUUGUAGUAUUUGAUACCGAGUGGAGAUAGCGAGGCGAGCAUAGGCGCUCGAGCCCGGCUUCGGCAGAAUGGCAAAGAAGAAGCUUGGCAAUCCCGGUUCGCCGCCCAAGCCUCGUCGGCCCACUGGGUACUGGAGAGUCUUCAAUGCAUGGUGGCGUGAUCGCCUUGAGAGCACCGGCCGGCGCCCCACGGUGGAGGAGAUGACGACCUGGUACCGGUCCAACGCACUGCUGGUGUGGGGCCCCAAGGACCUGCCCCCGAUUGAGGACAUGAAGCAGUUGAGCAAGGGCAUGCGCUCGACGAAGAACGUGCGCGCCUACUUUCAAGAGUACCGCGCCGCCAAGAAAAUGAGGGCCCAGGGUGGCGGGUCGCCGAUUCGCCGCGUGUCCGUUGGCCGCGUGAACAAGCCGACCCGCGCCGCCAAGCCCCGCCGCGGCCGCGGCCGCCGCACCAGCUCGAGCAGCAGCGAGGACGAGGGCCCUGACUACGCCGCCGAGUCCGAGGUGACGGACAUGGAGGACGAGGUCAUAGCGCAACUGGUUGAAGACGUGGAGGAGGUGACUGCCGGCCAGCAGCAGCCCCAGCAGCCCGGCUUCGGUGCCACAGCCGCGCGGCAGGCCUAUAACGUGGCCUGCGCUGCCUCGCUCAUGGCUGCUGCUACCGCGGCGGCCGCCGCUGCGCACGCCAUGCACGCGCCCACUGCCGGCUUCGAGAGCCAGGCUGGCACCAGCGGCGGCGCACAGGAGUCGGAUCAGGAGGCGCUGUGCUACACGCCGCAGCCAGACGUGGAGGACUUCGGUGCGAGCCUGGGUAUGCAGCGCUCAUGGCUGCACAGCGUGCAGGAGGCCGCCGCCACCACGGCACUGGACCCCGCCGGCUCGGGCUUCACACAGCCGCCGGCCGCGCACACAGGCGGCAGCCACGCGCCCAGCCCGGCGGGCGCCGCCAUCUCGCCGCCCACGCCGGCCUACACCGGCGCCGCCGCGCCCGCGUCGCACCAGUCGCCCACGGGCUACGGGCCCCGCGGCAUGGAGGGCGCUGGCUGCUCCUUCUCCUCGGCAUCGCUGCUGCCGCCGCCGCCGCAGCAGCAGCCCGCGGCCACCACCUCCACCAUGCCCUCCGCACCCGCGUGCGAGGGCGCCGCCGCGCUGCACCUGCCUCGCCACCAGCUCGGCGGUCGCUUCGACAGCACUGCCGGCAGCGCGUCCCUGCCCUCGUACGGCAGCGUGCCCCUGCCGCCCCUGCCGCCUCACGUGACGCGGCACGUGCACCUGCAGCCGCCACACGGCCCGGCGGUCUCGGAGCUGCCCGGCGGCGGCUCUCGCUCGCAUUCGGUGCCGUGCGCAGCCUUCCCGCCGGCCGCCGCCCCCCAGCGCUUCACGGCGCCCUCGGGUUUGUUCAAGGAGGAUUUCGCGGUGGCCGCGCCGGCCGAGUCAUGGCAGUACCACCACGCUCAGCACGCGCACCCGCACUACGCGCCGGCGCCGCCGCCUCAGCCGCCGCACGGUUCAGCCGCCGCGCCGGCGCCCUACCGCUGCGGCCCCUCCGGCUACCCGGCGCACCCCAACUACCCGCACACCAACCACCCCGGGUACAGCGGCUACGGCGGCUACGGCGGCUAUGGUGGCUACGGCAGCUACGGCGGCUACGGCUACCCGCCUUACGGCAUGCCGCCGCCGCCGCCGUACGGCUACGCGCCCGCGCCGUACGGGCGCUACAGCAGCAGCGCCUCCGCACCGCCGCCGCCACCCUACGCGCCGCCGCCCUACCCCUACCCCUACGGGCACGGCAUGCCGCCCGGCUACCCGCAGUACGGGCACCUGCAGCAGCCCGCCGCUGCCGCCACCGCGCAGCCGCACCCGCACCUGCACCCUCACGCCAGCGGCCCCGCGGCCUCGCACGAGGAGGCUGGCAACAGCCUGACGAGCUUUCACGAUGACGUCGACCUCGACGCCGUGCUCGAGGCGGAGAUGGGCGACUACGACCAGCAGGUGCAGCAGCAGCAGCAGCAGCAGGCGACGCGGCCCAGCGAGGGCGGCCAGACGGACGCCUUUGCCGACCUGUGGGUGCGCUGGGAGGAGGACACGGGCGCCGACGCCGCGCCGGCGGUGUGCAAGGACGCCACUGCCUCGGGGCCGGGCAUGCAGCCGCGCACGCGUGCGCAGGUGCACGUGUUCCACGACUAAGCGCGCGCGUGUGGGCAUGUGCGGCUGUGAUUGCGGCAACUACGGGCAGGAGUGGCAGCAACGCUGCGGGCGGCGGCGUGGAGCUCAGCUUAAAACAUUUAUUGCACACUCUGUGCGGCUGCUGGCCGGGAUGCCUAGCAGCCGUGCGGGUGCAGUGCCGAUGGGCACGCUAUUGCAGGAGGUGCAUUGACGAGCCGCGUGCGGCUGUGAUGCCGUGCAACACGUUUGACUUUUGCGGCGCGCACAAUGGUGACCAACAAUUGAUUGCGACGGUACUCUUAAGGCGACCCUUCACGGGUUCCCGCCUGAAUCGCGGAAGUGGCACAGGUUCUGGGUUUAUGAUGGGGCUGAUCGGUGGCGCUGCCAGGUGGCAGAGCGGUUAUUCAUUUUUUUACAGAGAGGCAUGUUGAAUGAGUGUGUUUGCCGUCCUUUCUAUGAUUAGGGUAGGGCCAACUGACGCAGCAGCCCCAUUCCUUGACCUAGCGGGCAAAGUAGCGCUGUGCGUUUUGGGCCAGCAAUGCCUUAGGGUGCGAUACGUGCACCAGAUGAUUCCUUGACCUCACGCGUCAUUGCCAUUGGCGUCUAGCAAGGGCUUGACCCCUAGCGAACAAAACUCAUGCAGCUUAUUGUGCUGCUCCCUUCUAGCACGUUAGCACCUGCCUUAGUACGGCACAAUUGAUUCGGCUGGUGGUGUGUACCAUUGUUUGCUAGCGCCUGUGUUUUGGGCCUUAUUGCAAGCGGCGUGCGCUGCGCACGUGAACUUGUAGUUGGUGCCGUGGUUGACGAUUGCUCACCACAUCGUGGCGCCUGUGACGUCUCCUUCUUGGUGUGUUCGGGACCAUGCUUGAACCUUUCAAAGUGAGGUUGCUGAAUUGCAUACCUCGCCAAGCCCCACGGGGCCCUCGGGUACUUCCCGGUGCUUGUCCUAUGCUGUGAGUGUGCCACAUACAGCACUCCCCGUUGCCCCGUGCCCUAUGUCCUCCCCAUGUGGAGGCCGGGCGCCACACACCUCACUGUCACAAACUGUAAGCAUGUGAGAGG
Chlamydomonas reinhardtii is the source of this 3900-nucleotide messenger RNA. RefSeq lists its product as uncharacterized. The coding region runs from base 742 to 2859 and encodes 705 amino acids. NCBI's taxonomy places the organism in Eukaryota, Viridiplantae, Chlorophyta, Chlorophyceae, Chlamydomonadales, Chlamydomonadaceae. The transcript is spliced from 4 exons. The record is from RefSeq and is a predicted model, not a curated record.